AUGGCCGGAAUAGAACCUAAUCCAGGUCCUUUAUCCCGUUCACCUCAAGAAAAUGUCCGCUUAGAUAUGCAAAAGAGGGGGCGAGGUCGACCUCGUAAAGAGAAUGUUAAAGUUUUUAAUUCUGAAUGCUCAGAAGAAGAAACAUUAUGUGGAGAAUUAUUUCAUUUGGAAGAAGAAUCUGCUGGAUAUAACUCCGGCCCGUUGAAAUCUUCGAAAAUUUCAGAAUAUUUUGAACCAUCAUCUCUUAAGGAACCCCAGCUAAACCAUGAUAUCCAUGACAUUAAAAACGAAUUGCAAUGUAUGAAAGAGGAAAAUAAGAGAUAUCAAGAGGAGUUGCAGAUGCUAUCCCAGGAAAUGAAAAAACUAGAUGUGCUAGUGAAACAUAAUAGUCAGCUAAAAGGUACGUUGGAAUUUGAACUGGAUAAAUUGGUUAAUGAAAAAACAAAAAAUAACAUUGUCAUUAUAAAUUUUCCUUUUUUGAAUACUGAUUAUAUAAAUGAAAUAGAAUUCUUUAUUAAAAAUGUUUUAGAAAUAGAAAACUGUUCAGUUGAAACAUUAAUUAAAUUAAGAGAUAAAGAUACUAACCCAAUGAUUAAAAUAUCAGUAGAUGGUGAACAUAACAGAAAUCUUAUUUUAAGUAAAUUUUGGAAAUCGAGAGUUAAGUUUAACAAUGAGAGAUAUAAAAAUGUAAUAUUCACCACCGAUAUAUGUAGAAGAUCCAGACUGAGAAGGAAGAAAUUAAUGCCUAUAAUCAAACAAGAAAAAAUAAAAGGAAACAAAAUUAUUGUUAGAGAUGAUUAUUACAUCCAAGGGAAAAAUAUUUUCACUUAUGAUAUUAAUAGUAAUUCAGUUAUUCAGUUGGAUGAUUUUUUAGAAUAGAGUCGUUUGAUCUCUCUAGAUCCAAGGCGACUAACUUAGAAAUGGUUCUAACCUACAAUAGUACUAAUAUGGAGAAUGUAAAUAAUGAAGUUAAUAAAAGUACUGAUACUCAGGUUGAGACUGACAUUGCUAACAAUUAUUGCUCCAAUAUUAAAGCAUGUACUGAGGAUAUUGUUAAAAUUCAAUUUGGUUUUUGGAAUAUACAGGGAAUUCGCGAUAAAAUUAACAAUCCUGAUGUUAAAAAAUAUACAAAACAAUUAUCUGUCAUCGGGUUUACAGAGACAUGGAUAGAGGAUUUAUGUGAAGAAGAUAAGAAAGAGUUUGAUAAAGAAUAUACAAUAGUGGUCGGCAAGGCUCUGAGGUCCAGCAGAUUUGGACGCCCUUCUGGUGGUCUUCUGUUGAUGGUGAGAAAAUCAUUUGGUGUGAUUCAUUCAUAUUAUACUACUAAUUCCUUUAUUCUUCUGAUAAUAGAUGUUAAUCGGUCACUACAAAUAGCUUGGGGAGAAACACGAAUUGGACUAAUUUUGGUUUAUAUUUCUCCUUCUAUAAGAAAAAUAACAUGCUUUAAAGAAUUACAAAAUUUUAUCAACCCAUGGAUCAAUGUUAUAAAUUUUUGGAUUGUUGGUGGUGAUUUUAA
Molecule: messenger RNA, 1516 nt
Organism: Centruroides sculpturatus (bark scorpion)
Lineage: Eukaryota; Metazoa; Arthropoda; Arachnida; Scorpiones; Buthidae
Exons: 2
Coding region: 1-879 (292 amino acids)
Source: RefSeq, a predicted model, not a curated record